GAAGAAGAAGACGAAUGCGCGCGCGUCUUGGCAGCGGAAGUGAGGGCCGUCGCUCGCUUCCUUUAAACCGAGUCCGAGCUGCACAGUCCGGGUGUGUUCAGCCCGACAUGUCGGUGUGUUGCGUGUCCGGCUGCAACAACCGACACUCGAAGAGCAAAUUCAAGUUUUUCCGGAUUCCCACCGGGAAGAAACCGUUUCAGGUCCAGAGGAGGCGUCUGUGGCAGAGAGCCAUUCAACGGGCGAGCAACAACAGCUCGGGGCUCACGGUGAAUUCUCGGAUCUGUGGCGCUCAUUUUAUAUCAGGGGAGGUGUCUUUGGACCAUAAGAAUGUGGACUUUAUUCCCUCUGUGUUCCAAUGCAUUAAAAAGAGCCCCAAGAAAAAAGUGAAAAGGUUUAUUUCAACAUUCUACGGUCGUAGAAAAAGGCGGUACCGUAAAAGAAAUGCAGGAAAAGAAGAAGUAAAGUCUCCACCUGAUCCUGUCGACGACCACUCGCCUGUUUUGAUGGAAACUGAAAGUGAAGUUGCACAAGAAUUAGAGGCACCACCCACCCCUUCAGUAGCCAAUGGAGAGGAAACAUUGACCAAAAGGGCCGAGGCUGAAGAAGGAGCCGAAACAAUCACAUCCAAAACAACAUCCAGCCCCAACAAGACAUCCCCAUCAGUGCCAGCAUUCGGCCCCAAACUAGACAAAAUGAAUCCUGUCGUGCUUUUAAAACCUCUAGUUUUACAAGAUGUCUAUCGGCUUCAGCUGUGCAACCGGAACGUCCCCACUGUAUCUCAGCUUGUAAAAGAGGAACAGCUGGAUGAAGAAGAAAAACCCAUUAUCUGUCAAAUGUGUGGAAUGAAAUUCACAAAUCAGACCAGUGUCGCCCAGCACCAGUGUGUAAAACCUGAGGAGCCCUCCUUUCCGUGCAACAUAUGCGAUCGAACUUUCGUUUCAAGUCAUGGCCUCAAGCGGCAUAAACUGCUGCAUGUCAAAGACGGAAGGAAGUGCAACAAGUGUGGCGUUCUGUUCUGUCGACGUCACAGUCACAUUCCAUUCCAGCCUGCUACUAAGGUUGAAGACGAUUCCUCCACUGACGAGUUGCAAAAGGAAGACGAUAAUGUGAUGCCAGAAAACGGAGCGCCGAAGUCUGAUAAAAGCCCGGCUCAGAGCACCGUGACUGUAUCACCAGGGCUGACUACUACUACUACUGUGCCUUCACCUCCUACUAUUACAACUACUGUGCCUACACCUCCUACUACUAUUAUUACUACUGCUGCUGUGCUUACAUCUCCUUUUACUACUGUUGUGCUUACACCUCCUAUUACUACUACUUCCGUGCCUACCCACAAGUUCCCACGUCCGGCGCCGUGCAAAAGAGUCCCAGAAAUAAUAAAACCUGCACCUCCCUCUGCGUCGUGUCCACCUCCACCAGUGGCCGGGCGCUCAAGCAACCCAGAUACCUCGGCUGAAGUUGUGCCACCUCCAAAACUCCCAUCUUCGCUUCAGAUGUUUUCACCUCAGUGCCUCACGUCAGCAUUAUUUCAGGUUGAAAGAAAUUACGAGUAUAUCCUCAGUAAAUCAAAAGAUGUUAAGAAGGAAAUUAAGGAGGAACCGUGUGAGCGGCCGAUCUCACCACAAGAGGAAAUCGUAGAGCAAGUCAAAUACGAGAGAAUUGCUUAUGACCUGGAGAUUGUGGUCUGAUCAAAACCUAGUGGGGGAUAAGUUCUGUUUCUCAUUUUGAAACACAGCCGUGAAUCUGUCCGAAACUUUGUUUUACUAAAGACUGUUUAUCAUCAUAAAGCAAAAAAAACGCUGUUUAACGAAAAUAUAAGUUAAAUUGGGCUUAUUGGGAAGGACCUAUUGUUGUGGUCUACUUUUACCACCUGUAUAUUUUGAAAGGGUUUAGUUUUGUGUUCUCAUGUUAUAUGUUUCCAAAUGUAUGCACACUUUUCUUUAAUACUUCUUUUCUUUGGCAUUUGUUCAGAGUUCAGAGUCUGAUAUAUUUUAAUGUAAGUGACUGAACUCAUCAUGCUGCUAUUUUUUAUACAAUGAGAGUGUUUUAGUUGAGAUUCCGUCACUUCUUAACUACUAAUGAUAUGUUCUAUACUUUGUAAUAAACCGUUUAGUCCAAGUUGUGAACAGGAAUGAAAGAAUGAUCAUCACAUCGAGCAUCCUGAUAGUCACUGGACUCAGUAUUCCCAUCUUUAUGAACGAUAAACUUUGUUUUAUGUCAUAGAAAAAGACACUAGAUCCCUGUCUGCUGCAAGGCGGAGGUUUUGUCGCUGACACUUUGUGAAAUUCAAAAAUAUAUUUGAAUGCACCAUUUUCAUUCCCUGACCUUAGAGCCCUCGAAGCGGAACUUACAAACCAGCAUCAAUAUUUUUAAGUAGUUAAAUUUGCAAAUUAUAUCUUGUUCGCUUUACCUCAUCUCCUCAAUUCAGUGAAGCAGAUGGAUUACAAGAACCUAAAACUAACUUGCUACUAAUUUGAAAACAUAUCUCAUAACUACAUUGUGUAAAUAUCAGGUCGAUUUUCUUUUGGACAAAGGGAAAAAACGAUGGAAGAAACCAACUGAAAUGUG
This is a messenger RNA of Paralichthys olivaceus (Japanese flounder), 2568 nucleotides long. RefSeq lists its product as uncharacterized. Gene Ontology annotation, biological process: regulation of transcription by RNA polymerase II. Gene Ontology annotation, molecular function: DNA-binding transcription activator activity, RNA polymerase II-specific; RNA polymerase II cis-regulatory region sequence-specific DNA binding. NCBI's taxonomy places the organism in Eukaryota, Metazoa, Chordata, Actinopteri, Pleuronectiformes, Paralichthyidae. Gene Ontology annotation, cellular component: nucleus. The record is from RefSeq and is a predicted model, not a curated record.